CUCUCUUCAACCUUCAGUUUCCUUAUCCUUCACCUCUCUUCCAAUAACGUUAUCUCAAUAAACAGAAACAUAUACUUAUCAGUUAUUCAUAUAUCCUCUUUUCAGAUUUUCGCUCUGUCCUUCUUCUUCAUCUUCCACUGUCAUGGAGUUUCAGAGACCUCACUUUUCUGUUGUUCUCUGUUUCACUCUGUUCAGUCUUCUCUGUUAUUGUUCUCAGGCGUAUGUGUUCUAUGCUGGUGGAAGAGAUGGAUGGGUUUUGAACCCUUCUGAGAAUUACAAUCACUGGGCAGAGAGAAACAGGUUUCAGGUCAAUGACACUAUUGUUUUCAAGUACAAGAAGGGGUCGAAUUCGGUUUUGGUGGUGAACAAGGAUGGUUACGACAAAUGCAAUAAGACUGAUCCGGUCAAGAAAUUUGAUGAUGGUGAUUCAGUGUUCAAGUUUGAUCGAUCGGGACCGUUUUACUUUAUUAGUGGGAUGGAUUAUUAUUGCGAAAAGGGUCAGAAAUUGAUCGUUGUGGUUUUGGCCAUCAGAUCGCCUCCUCCUCCCCCCUCUGUUUCCCAACCUCCGGUGGCCAAUCAACCGUCUCCGGCGAUUUCACCAUAUCCAUCACCGAAGAUAUCUCCCUCACCGCCAGCUCCGGCUGUUUCACCAUAUCCAGCACCCAAGAUAUCUCCCACAUCGCCAGCUCCUUCAAUAACCCCUCCGGCUGUUUCCCCAGCACCGGCUAAUGUGCCUUCCUACCCAACACCGGCGUCUGCUCCGGCUCCGGCAAAAACAUCACCCACACCAUCCCCUGCGAAUCCACCAGCUUAUUCUCCAACGUCACCGCCGUCUCCUGCGACAUCGACCCCUGGAUCGUCACCGCCCGCACCUCCGGCAACCACUCCAUCAUCUGUUCCAGGGUCAUCGGAAACACCUUCGGCGAGCCCCCCAGGAUCAGCGAACCCGUCGUCGUCGAAUGAAACAUCGCGGGCUCCACCAACUGGAUCAGGUGCAUGGGUGGUGGCUCCGUCAGGCUUACUGGUGUAUUCUGCUGCCAUUGUGCUGAGUGCUGCUCUCAGUGGAAUUUUGGGUGGACAGGAAAAGAGAUUAUUAUUAUAAUUUAUAAUCUAAAAUUAAUUGUUUGAGAGCUGGCCUGCAUAUAUUUUCUUGAGAGUUAUUUUUUGAAUUUCUUUUUUUUUUGCGAUUAUUUUUCAUGCUUUGGACGUGAUUUUGUGACCUUUUUAAUAGGAGAGAUCUUUUCUCAGUUCUCACCUCUCACUAUUAAAGUAUUAUUGGUGUAUUUUGUGUAAAAAAUAUCCUAAACGUUGGAAUUUGAUCAUCGAAUUAUUUGUUUGUUUUGUCCCCAGUUUA
Molecule: messenger RNA, 1354 nt
Organism: Prosopis cineraria
Lineage: Eukaryota; Viridiplantae; Streptophyta; Magnoliopsida; Fabales; Fabaceae
Product: early nodulin-like protein 1
Exons: 2
Coding region: 143-1102 (319 amino acids)
Cellular component (GO): plasma membrane
Molecular function (GO): electron transfer activity
Source: RefSeq, a predicted model, not a curated record